AUGACGGACAAACCGCUGUCUCCACUCGGUACCGGCUCAAGCGACGACCUGCUCACUGUGCUGGAUGAGAUUCCUGGCUUGACGCCGGACGCAGCUGUAUCGAUGGACUCAGUCUCACCGGAUUCCUCCUACAUUGCCGAUGCGUUUGAAUUUGCAAAAGUACCCAACUUGUAUGAGCACGAGUCAGUAGAUGACCUACAGCCUGUAGUGCUAGAGAUGAAGAAGGUGCAACAGACUACUGAUCUCUCGUCUAUUGUCAUCGAACAACCUUUGCUACAACAAAAAGAGCAGCAGCAGAUUGCUCAACGAGGGAAAGAUGCUCGUACGAUGCCGUAUCCGAAAGCGAAGCCACCACGCCGUACACGUACUAAAGAGGAAAUCGACUACCUUCGUGCAAUGGUGGCAGAUAUGGAAAGGGAACUUGCAACCCUGAGUCGAUCAAGUCGUGACGGUAGGGAGAUGUUUCCACGUUGGAAACUAAUUGCUGAAAGACAAAAGGAAGAAGCGAGUAAAACUAUUGUUGAGAACCGGAAGCUUCGAGCCAUACUGAAGAGUCAAAUUGAGAUUGCUAAGCGUCGAGAGAGGAUCAUGAGGAUAAUUACUGACCAUCACCAACAUGUGGCGUCUCAAGCUUUGCCGUUGAGUUUCAUCAAGACGGAGUUUGAUUUUGAUAUUGGAAACAAUAACGACGCUAGACGUCCGCGCGCCCCAAGCGUAUCGGACGAGACGAUUUUUGCGGAAUUAAAUCGAGGCCUUGCGGUGCAGUACGCUCAAGUUGACGCGCGGUUUGAAGCAAGUGGGAUUGCCGAUCUAAACCGCGAACAGUUGGGCAAGAUCCAAUUGAAGCACGACAUGAACGGUAUUGCGUUUGGAAUGAAAGAAGUUCGUAUAAUGCCGUUCACAAUGCAGACAUCAGCGCGCGUCAUGUGGUCCUUCGUGAUGUACGAAAGUGGUAAGACCUGUGGCGUCCAGACUCGAGUCAUCAACAAUGACCAUCUGAACGCCACGAUCGUCAACGAGAUUCAAUUACCCAAGUCUCAGCAUACGAAAGUGACCUCGCGGAUUGCAGUGCGUCGAUAUUCUGAAGGCAGUCGCGUCGUAAUUGUCUGGAGUGGAUUCGUAGAGAUUGCUGGCUCAGUGUUCGUCCGUCUUCGUGAGCAAGGAUUCGUGACGAUAUCGCCAUUUGAUUUUACUGGGAGUGAGUCAUCGAGCUUAAGACCUGGCGGCUCCAUUGCGCGUAUCGUGGCCGAUAUUAAGCCAGAGGCUGUGGAAUUCAGCACUGAAGCAAACACGAUAGGAAAUUUCGAAUUAAUGAUUGAUCUCGUGAUCGAAGCGUACCGCUGCACGCUUGAAAAUUUCAGCCAAGCGAUGGAAAAUCUCUUACUUCAAGACCUUAUGGAUCCAUCAACGUAG
Molecule: messenger RNA, 1413 nt
Organism: Peronospora belbahrii
Lineage: Eukaryota; Oomycota; Peronosporomycetes; Peronosporales; Peronosporaceae
Source: the annotation of a GenBank genome assembly